CGAAUCGCGGCAAAUCAAACGACAAGACAACUGCCCCAUCGAAAGUGAGCAACGAACUCCAAAGCAGCAGCAGCAGAUCUGCAAAUCUGCAUUUCCCUCCGACACAUCCCAAACCCCUAACCGGAGGGUCCGAGAUCCGAAAACCUCCACCCAAUUCGGAGCUCCACCACCCGAUGAUGGAGUCCGAAAAUGCCGCCGACGACUCCUCCGCGGUGGCUACCCUCCUCCCCUUGGCCUCCGCCUCCCAGCAACCUUACGUCUCCGAGCUCCUCUCCUUCACCCUCGAUCGCCUCCACAAGGAACCGGAGCUUCUUCGGGUCGAUGCGGAGCGAAUACAGCGGCAAAUGCAGGAGGUGGCGGUGGCCAAUUACCGAGCGUUCAUUGCCGCUUCCGAUGCAUUGGUCUCAAUUCGAAACGAAGUGUCCUCCAUUGACAAACAUCUCGCGUCUCUGCUGGAGGAGACGCCGAAGUUGAUGAGUGGGUGCACCGAGUUUGUUGAAUCCGCGGAGCAGAUUUUGGAAAAGAGGAAAUUGAACCAGACGUUGCUAGCUAACAGUACAUUGCUCGACUUACUUGAAAUUCCUCAGCUUAUGGAUACAUGUGUGAGGAAUGGAAAUUACGAUGAAGCUCUUGACUUAGAAGCAUUUGUUUGCAAGCUUUCGACCAUGCACCCCAAAUUGCCUGUUAUUCAGGCUUUGGCUGCAGAAGUCAGGCAGACCACUCAGUCUCUUCUUUCUCAGCUUCUUCAGAAACUUCGUUCAAAUAUUCAGUUACCUGAAUGUCUCCGCAUUAUUGGAUAUUUACGUAGAAUAGGAGUAUUUAGUGAAUAUGAAAUGCGUUUACAGUUUUUGAGAUGUCGGGAGGCAUGGCUUACUGGAAUUCUGGAGGAUUUGGACCAGAGAAAUGCUUAUGAAUACCUGAAGGGGAUGAUAAAUUGUCAUAGAAUGCAUCUUUUUGAUGUUGUUAACCAAUAUAGAGCAAUAUUUGCUGAUGAUACAUCAGGCAGUGAAGAAAAUUAUGAUGGUGGUCUUCUUUUCAGUUGGGCUAUGCAUAUAAUUACUUCACACCUUAAGACUCUUAAAAUUCUGCUUCCAAAGAUAACUGAAGGCGGAUCUCUAUCAAAUAUCUUGGAUCAAUGCAUGUAUUGUGCUAUGGGACUUGGUUGGGUUGGGCUAGAUUUUCGGGGAUUGCUGUCAUCACUGUUUGAAGAGGCAGUUCUCAACUUAUUCUCAAAAAACAUGAGCGCAGCAGUUGAGAAUUUUGAGGUGGUCUUGGAUUCACAUCGUUGGGUCCCACUACCAGUAGUUGGCUUUUCAUCGAAUAGUCAUGGUGAUGAAAAUCAGGAUGAUGUAACCCCACCAUCUUAUCUUAUGGAACAUCCACCUCUUGCUGUCUUUGUUAAUGGUGUUUCUGCAGCGAUGAAUGACCUCCGCCCCUGUGCCCCAAUAAGUUUGAAGCAUGUGCUUGCUCAAGAGUUAAUCAAGGGGUUGCAGGCUGUUUCUGAUUCUUUACUGAGGUACAACACAAAUCGGAUGCUGAAAGAACAUGAGUCUGGACUUUUCCUCUCACUUUGUCGAGCAUUUAUUGAGGUAUAA
This is a messenger RNA of Malus domestica (apple), 1595 nucleotides long. Its product is annotated as conserved oligomeric Golgi complex subunit 8-like. NCBI's taxonomy places the organism in Eukaryota, Viridiplantae, Streptophyta, Magnoliopsida, Rosales, Rosaceae. The record is from RefSeq and is a predicted model, not a curated record. Gene Ontology annotation, cellular component: COG complex. Gene Ontology annotation, biological process: intra-Golgi vesicle-mediated transport.